Molecule: messenger RNA, 1947 nt
Organism: Phyllostomus discolor (pale spear-nosed bat)
Lineage: Eukaryota; Metazoa; Chordata; Mammalia; Chiroptera; Phyllostomidae
Product: olfactory receptor 51B2-like
Exons: 1
Coding region: 6-944 (312 amino acids)
Biological process (GO): G protein-coupled receptor signaling pathway
Cellular component (GO): membrane
Molecular function (GO): olfactory receptor activity; G protein-coupled receptor activity
Source: RefSeq, a predicted model, not a curated record
CCACCAUGUGGUCCAACAUCAGUGCUGGCCCUUUUCUACUGACUGGCUUCCCAGGUCUGGAGAUAUUUCAUCCUUGGAUUUCCAUCGCCUUCUUUGUUAUCUAUAUCUCCAUACUCCUUGGCAAUGGCACCCUCCUCUUUCUUAUCAGAGAAGACCACACUCUUCAUGAGCCUAUGUACUACUUUCUGGCUCUACUGGGGGCCACAGACCUUGGUGUGACUUUGACAACAAUGCCCACUGUGCUUGGUGUUCUGUGGCUGGAUCACAGGGCAAUCAGCCAUGGAGCCUGCUACUUCCAGGCCUAUCUAAUCCAUUCACUGUCAAUCGUGGAGUCUGGAGUCUUGCUCAUCAUGGCCUAUGAUCGUUUCAUUGCUAUCCGCAAUCCCCUAAGAUACACCUCCAUUCUCACCAAUGCUAAGGUGGUGAAGAUAGGUCUGGGGGUUCUAAUGAGAGGAUUUAUACUUAUUGUGCCCAUAAUCAUCACCCUCUCUAGAUUCCCCUACUGCAGAUCUCAUGUCCUCUCCCAUGCCUUCUGCUUGCACCAAGAUGUGAUCAAACUAGCCUGUGCUGACAUCACCUUCAAUAGACUCUAUCCUAUAGCCCUGGUCUCAUUAACUGGCUUCUUGGACUCCAUGCUUAUCCUUAUCUCUUAUAUCCUUAUCCUUAAGACUGUUAUGGGAAUUGCUUCACAUAAGGAGCAGACAAAGGCUCUAAACACUUGUGUUUCCCAUAUUAGCUGUGUUCUGGUUUUUUAUGUCACUGUGACUGGGCUAACUCUCAUUCAUCGCUUUGGAAAAUACGUGCCACAUGUAGUGCAUAUUAUCAUGAGCUAUGUCUACUUUCUCUUUCCUCCAUUUAUGAAUCCAAUAAUCUAUAGCAUUAAGACCAAGCAGAUCCAGAAUGGUAUCAAUCGCCUUCUCUCUUUCCAUAGAACUUUACCCUGAUCUCUUUACUCAGGAGGUUCUCCCCACUGAAAAAUGAGUUUCUUGGUAGAUUUAACUAUAUGGUGCCAAUGUGUCUUAGAAUCAAAAGAACUGUCAUUCCCAUUAUUUUAAAGAUGCAGGGCUAUUGCUCUGAUUUUUAGUCCCUUGCCUUAUCACAUCACCAAUUACUUUGACCUUAGUUCUUUUGCACUGCUUGGUAGAUUGAUUUGUUUCUUUCUGUCAUUUUCUACUCUGGUAGAAUCACAUAGCUUAAUGGUUACCAAUGAUACUUUAAGUUAUUACAAAGUCUAUCUAAAGAAAUGAGAAUGAAAUAACUUGAGAGAGUUCCUAGCACUGUAUGGAAAACAGUGUAAAUAUUUCCUCUGUGCUUUUCAGUGUAUCAGAGUGAUGAAGUGUUUUACACAAUAACCCCUGGUACUUCAUGACAUUAGAGUGGAUCAGAAAUAGAAGAGAGUAAGGUAUUCAGAGGAAGAGAGGUCAUGCUGCCAUGAGAUGCCAGUGUGAUUAGAUGCCCACCAAGGAUUAGUGAAAAGACUUUGAGUUGAUAACAUCUAGUGUCUUCCAACUAAUGAGAUGAAGACUCCAAAUCACCUAUAAUAAAGUCCCAUGUCUUGCACAUGUGAAAUUUUGUUUUGUGUUCUGCAAUUCAUAACCUCUACAUAUGCUUAAUAAAACAGAGAUAUGUUAUAAAACAUAAUAAUAUUUGCAGAGGCAACAUUUUAUCUUUUUUCCCCUAGAACAAGGGUUUGGUAAAAAACUACCUUCAAGAAAUAGUAUAAUUUUAUAGUUUUGAAAUACAUAAGGUAUUUAAGGAAAGGUAAUUUAGAGCCUGUCAUGCAUUUUAUUCCUUGUAGAAGUCAACAUGACCAGCAUCUGUACAUCAGCCAUACAUGAAGAAAAGUUAUGUUUUAUUCAUAAAGAAGUAAGAAGGGUUAGGGAAAAUUUUGCACUUUAAGCAAAAUUAUAGAAAAUGUGUUAACAAAUGAAAUGUCAAUACAUUCAA